Molecule: messenger RNA, 2018 nt
Organism: Hordeum vulgare subsp. vulgare (domesticated barley)
Lineage: Eukaryota; Viridiplantae; Streptophyta; Magnoliopsida; Poales; Poaceae
Exons: 7
Coding region: 234-1697 (487 amino acids)
Biological process (GO): circadian rhythm; regulation of DNA-templated transcription
Source: RefSeq, a predicted model, not a curated record
CCUGGCAAGAACUCGGCCGAGCUAGCGGCACGAUAUACUCCUACUUAAUAAGCUUACCUAAUAGCCGUCAGCAGCAUUCUGCUUCCUCGCUUUGAUCGCUUCCGCCAUACGCGCGCCCUUGAUCUGCUCGGCUCGCCCUCUCCGUUGCUGCGCGCCGGCCGGCGAGGCGACCCGACCCGCCCGUCCGCUCUGCUCUGCCGUCUGCGCCUGCUCCGUCGGUUCCGUUCGGAACGAUGAUGCAUGCGACGGCGGGGGCGAGGCGGGGCUUCCAGCCUCGCGACGAGGCCACUGACUUGGCCCUGAGGCAUUUUGCGCUUAGCAACGACCACGCCUGCACGAUGCUUCAUGGCCGCGACGAGCCCAAGGUCACCUAUCCGGGCCAUCGACAUCCGUCUGCGUUCUCGGCAAAUCCAAGACCCGUCCGCCAUCCUGGAGGUGGCACCAACGAAUCACCGCGUCAAAUGUGGCCUUUCUUUCCACAGACAACGUGGAAGAACGACGGUGCUGAAGCGAGACUCUUCUCCGCCGACGGAUACGCCGGAAUCCGCAACGGCUCAGGCGUUACCAUCUGCUCACCACAAGGGAGUGACGAUCCUGUUCGAGCACAGGAUGAUCGGCCCAAGAACAAAGAGAACGAUCUGCUUCUCUUCGACUGGCCUGAGCUGGACGACUUGGAGGAUCUUCAGACAGACCCGAGAAAACUCGAUUCGGCGUUUGAGAUGGGGAGCGAUUAUUUUGAUGACUCGAUGUGCGCUUCAAUUUGCUCACCGGAUGUUCAGCUCGUGCCGCGCAGCAAAUUUGACAACCACCGUCAUUCAAUUUGCGCUUCAGUUUGCUCACCGGAUGUGAGCUUCAACCUCCAUUCGUCAAGUGUUGCGUUCAGAUCCUCGUCUGACACUGACACCACCGAUCAGCAUCCGUCCAGGAAGAAAGGAAAGGAGACGCCACUGAACUCUUCUUCUUCCUCCGUCGAGAUGGAGCAUUUCCCGCGGCUGUCAGACGCCGACCUCCUCAGCCCCUUCUUCUUCCACGACAUGGUCAUCUCAGCAUCAUCCAGCAUCAUGGGCGACAACGAGAUCAUGUCGUCCUCCGCCGCUCGCUCCGGGCCAGACGAUUUCGCCUCGGCUUAUUCUUACGUUUCGACGAAGGAUAAUCAGCCGCGUGCGACUCCGGACAUGAUCCUCGAGGAAAUGUCCGGGAACCCGCUGGACAUGUACUUUCCUCCGUUUACCACGUACCAGCAGCCUCAAGUGCCGAUGAGUGGCGCCGCCUCGACGCUCCCUGAAGGCUUCGCCGGCGGCGGUGCGCUGAAAGGUGCAGGCUUGCAGUUUGGCUCCAAGCCUCCCAAGGGGAGCAGGAGUUCGGGAAGGGCCCCGUCGUCGAUUCCGGAAGCCGCGCCGGCGCCGGUGAAGCAUCUCGGGUUCCAGAAGCUUCAGGAAGGCAUGAAUCAGUUGGAUGUGGGUACCAAGACGUGCAUCAGAGACGCCCUGUACCGGCUGGCCAGCAGCGUGGAGCAUAAACAUCAGGUGGUAGAACAGGAUGUGGGCUCCUCGGCUGCAAACAGGCUCAACAUCAACACACUAAGCGUAUGGGCGGAGACUAAGACGAACCCUAUGGAUCGCUCCGUGGCGCAGCUUCUUCUGCAGAAGCCGCUGGAUCGGAGGACGGCUGAUCGCCGGGCGUACCACGCCGCCUGAAAAUCAUCAUCGUUCGCUUCGGCGAUCUCCUGGCGUAGUGGUGCCAUGCAUGGCACCCCAUUCUGAUCCUACUGCAGAGCAUGUUGUAUGAAUGUACGAGCGUGUAAAUGUGGUACGUAUGAUGCAGUGUAGCCUUUGACAGUCUCAGCGACCAUGUGUCGUUGUUCUUCUGAUCGACCUAGUUCCAUGUAUCCUUUUCGUGCUAUUCUAGAUCAGUGCUUGUUCUUCCGCCUACCGGGUAACGCAUAUGGUGCUGCUCGAAUUUGAUAAAAAUGUUAAAUGUAUAAAGACUUACACGUUUACUAGCAUUUUUUUAACUAA